GUCUCCAAUUCCCUCUUUCCCUCUCCACUAAAGCCAUAGCUUUGUUACACUACUACUCUUGAGUCUCCUCCGUACUUGGUCACUACUGGUCUCCUCCAUCGCAACCCCUUCUGGUCGUUGAAGUUAUUGCAGUCUCGGAACAAAGUGUAGGCAUGGAAGCACCCGAGUAUUUCCGGGGCGGCUUUUGCUCCCAAUUCACGUCCUCCGAUGCCAAGACCGACCAUUUCAUCGUGGAGGACCUCCUCGACUUCCCCCACGACGACGACGCUCUCAUCACCGACCCUGCCUUCGACUCUCUUCCCACCGAUUCUUCCAUUCUAAUUAACUCCGUCGAUACCUCCAAUUCCUCUUCAUUCUCCGGCUGCGACCCCAAUUUCAACCCUCACAUUUCCUCUCGAAAUUUGCCCGACCCAUAUUUCUCCAGCGACCUCUGCGUCCCGAGCGAUGAUAUGGCAGAGCUGGAAUGGCUCUCGAACAUUGGGGAGGAAUCAUUUUCGAGCGAGGACCUGCAGAAACUGGAGCUGAUAUCGGGCAUAAAAGCCCGAAACGAGGAAGCAUCAGAAAGCCGCGAGUUGCAGCACCCCGAGGAAACAAACCGUAACAACGUCAUGCUCAACCGCCAAGUGUCGGUUCCGGCGAAGGCUCGCAGCAAGAGAUCCCGCGGGCCACCAUGCAACUGGACCUCUCGCCUCCUCGCCCUUUCUCCCACAUCAUCGUCUUCCGAACCCGACAUCGUCCUUCCCACCCAGCCGGGAAAGUCGGUGACAAGGAGAAAGGAGAACGGCGACGAAGGGUCCGGGGAGGGACGGAAAUGCCUGCAUUGCGCGACGGAUAAGACGCCGCAGUGGAGGACGGGGCCCAUGGGCCCGAAGACGCUGUGCAAUGCUUGUGGGGUAAGGUACAAGUCGGGGAGGUUGGUGCCGGAGUACAGGCCGGCGGCGAGCCCGACGUUCGUGCUGACGAAGCACUCGAACUCACACCGGAAGGUGCUAGAGCUCCGAAGACAGAAGGAGAUGAUGAGGGCCCAGCAGCAGCAGCAGCAGCGGUUUCUCCAACAUCAAAACAUGAUGUUCGAUGUGUCCAACGGCGACGAUUACUUGAUCCACCAAGACGUGGGCCCAGAUAUCAGGCAGCUCAUCUAGAAAAAGUGCUAGAGUAGGACAUGUUACCAUGGACGUUCAGGUUGAACUAGCAAUCGAUCACAACAGUUAUUUCAGUUCAGCCUCUUUUCCUUAAUUUUUCCCCCUUUUGCAUUUUAUUUUGCAAGGGAUUGUUUUUUCCGUUCCCUAAUUAACUCAUAACCUCGUUUCCUUAAUUUUUAUGUCCUCGUUUAGCUAGGCCAAUAUGGGCAUACUCCGUGAACUCCAAAUUUUCCUAAAUGUAGUUUUCUACCUUUUUAU
Messenger RNA from Neltuma alba, 1400 nucleotides. RefSeq names its product GATA transcription factor 12-like. The transcript is spliced from 2 exons. NCBI's taxonomy places the organism in Eukaryota, Viridiplantae, Streptophyta, Magnoliopsida, Fabales, Fabaceae. Gene Ontology annotation, biological process: cell differentiation; positive regulation of DNA-templated transcription. Bases 153 to 1142 code for a protein of 329 amino acids. Gene Ontology annotation, cellular component: nucleus. The record is from RefSeq and is a predicted model, not a curated record. Gene Ontology annotation, molecular function: zinc ion binding; sequence-specific DNA binding.